Molecule: messenger RNA, 481 nt
Organism: Camelus dromedarius (Arabian camel)
Lineage: Eukaryota; Metazoa; Chordata; Mammalia; Artiodactyla; Camelidae
Product: GDP-fucose protein O-fucosyltransferase 2-like
Exons: 3
Coding region: 1-444 (147 amino acids)
Biological process (GO): protein O-linked glycosylation via fucose
Molecular function (GO): peptide-O-fucosyltransferase activity
Source: RefSeq, a predicted model, not a curated record
AUGGUUACAGGCGCCGCGCUCCGCGCGGGCCGGCCUGAGCUUCUGGGGCGGGCAGCGGGCUCCGGAAGUGUGCAGCUGCCCGGGACCAUGGCAGUGCUUGCUGCUGGGGAUGGCGGCUUGCUCGGCCAGGCGACUAGUUCUGGCCUGGUCAGUAGGCGGCCGACAUCUUGUCUGGGGCGGCGUCUCACAGAUGCCAGGUACCUUCUGUGUGACGUCAACCCUCCAGAGGGAUUCAGCCUCCGUAGGAACGUCUGCAUCCACAUUGCCUUCCUCCUGAAGACCCUGCUGAAGAUGGAGGAGCCGGUACUGGUGCUAUUCCCUUGGGGCCACCUCUACCACUGGCAGAGCCCCGAUCCCUGGUCCGACUCCUUUGACCUCCCAAGUCUCAACAGAAACAUCCCUGACAUUGAGUACGAGCAGUUCAUUGCAGGGUUCAAUUGGUGAUAAUAAUAGUAACCAAAGCAAUAGCAAACCCUUACAG